GGCGGCCGGGGCGGCGGCCGGGGGCGCCCGCUCCUCCCCCUGCGGGCGGCCUGGCUGGCGGCGCCGAGCCCCCUGCGCGCGGCACAUGGGGCGCCUGACCGAGGCGGCGGCAGCGGGCGGCGGCGCUUCAGCGGCGCGCUCGGCGGGGCCCCCUCCCACUCCCCUUCCCCUGUCUUCCACCUCCCCCGGGGGCACGGCCACCAUGGCGUCCAGCGAGGAGGACGGCACCAACGGCGGCGCCUCGGAGCCGGGCGAGGAGAAGGAGGCCACCGGCAAGAGGAGGCGCCUCGGCUUGUUGGCCACUGUCUGGCUCACCUUCUACAACAUCGCCAUGACCGCGGGGUGGUUGGUUUUAGCUAUUACCAUGGUACGUUUCUAUAUGGAAAAAGGAACACACAAAGGAUUAUAUAAAAGUAUUCAGAAGACACUUAAAUUUUUCCAGACAUUUGCCUUGCUCGAGAUAGUCCACUGUUUAAUUGGAAUUGUACCUACUUCUGUGAUUGUGACUGGGGUCCAAGUGAGUUCAAGAAUCUUCAUGGUGUGGCUCGUUACUCACAGUAUAAAACCAAUCCAGAAUGAGGAGAGCGUGGUGCUUUUUCUGGUGGCGUGGACUGUGACAGAGAUCACUCGCUAUUCCUUCUACACGUUCAGUCUUCUCGACCACUUGCCAUACUUCAUUAAAUGGGCCAGAUAUAAUUUUUUUAUCAUCUUAUAUCCCGUCGGAGUUGUUGGUGAACUUCUUACAAUAUAUGCUGCCUUACCAUACGUGAAGAAGACAGGAAUGUUUUCAAUAAGACUUCCGAAUAAAUACAAUGUUUCUUUCGACUACUACUAUUUCCUCCUUAUAACCAUGGCCUCGUAUAUACCACUGUUUCCACAACUCUAUUUUCAUAUGCUACGCCAAAGAAGAAAGGUGCUUCACGGAGAGGUGAUUGUAGAAAAGGAUGACUAAACCAUGCCCCCGAACAAGGUGAUGCUGGUUAAGGCUACAACCAGCUGGGGACUCAACUGGGCUAGACCAUCCCCAAGGACUCACAAAUGUGACUGAGAUUUGACGCUGCCUUCUGGGAGCUGAGCUGUGGCUCUGCUAGCUUUCCUCUGCUCGGAUUUUGUCUGUGGCUCGGCUUCUUCAAGGUAGAUGGGUUCUGAGCGACUGUGUCCCCAGAGGAAGGAAGGGGAGGGAGGCUGUCCCCGUAAAGUGAGACCCAGCCCCGGUCCCACACCUGUUGUUCAGGCAGACCCAGAGCCAGGCGAGACUCACAGGAAGGGGAAAUAAACUCGCCUCUCCAUGGAGAGAGGGACAAAUUUAUGUUCAUCUUUCGUCAGUCACAGGAAUGAGACUUUGCCUGAAAUUAAUUCUAACUAAAACAUCCACUGCACAAUUCAUAUUAAAAAAAAAAAAUUCCUAGCUGGGAGACUUACCAGAUUCCUUGGUAGAAGAUCAUAACUCCAAAACCCACGUGAAUGCCCCCCACCCCCGCCCAAGGAUGAAGAAGGAAUGGCAGUCACAGCUUACUUAACACAGAAUGUCUGGGCAGCUUGCAAAGUUGGGUUUAGUGAGUUUUGCUUUGGAAUAACGCCCUCUGCUCACCUCAAGGGAAACUCCAACAGUCGCCGGCAGUCCGCUGCUGCAUUUCUUUCAGAGUUCGUGCAUAAUAGCCAAAUAAUAUUUGAAGAGCAUUAAAAUGUUUUCAAAUUCUAGUGUUAGGAAAUCUUUAGUUCCUGUGAGAAAUUGAUAUGAUUGUUUUUUAUACUCAAUGCAAAACGUAUAAGGAAUAUCAGAAAAAAAUUGCAGGUCAAAUUUAGAAAUACUGUAGGAUAUGAGUUGCAUAAAUUUACAUGUUAACUAUGCCUUAAUGAGGAUUUUUUACACUUGCUGUAUUUUCCAUGCAGUUCAUUGCUGUCUAUUUCUAUUUUGCCAGUUUAGUGUUUGGUGCUUAUAUAUCUUCUAAAAUACUCUCUAAAAUAAAGCAGACACUAUAUGAAUGAAUGAAACAAUGUGAGCAUUGUUAUGGAUGGGGAAGAUAGAACAUCGCUACACUGUCAUGAUUGAAAGCAAGAGAAUAGUGAAUCCCUAAGCACCUGAAGUCUCAGGGAGGGUAGGAAGGUGGUGCUGUAGGUCUCAAAAGUAUUCUUUCAAAAAUUCUUGCUUGUAGAUGCCCUGUCCUUCCAACUAAGAAUAAAAGGGAUUUCCUUAAUCCUAUAACUAGUUUCUACAAAGAGCCUACACCAGACAAUCAUACUAAAGGAUGAUCUAGUGAUUUUUUCCCCUUCUUAUAACAAGACAAGUGUGUUUAUUAUUACAUUUUCAGUUCAGUCUUGUUCUGGAAGUCCUGGUUAGCAGAAUAAGGGGGAGGCAAGGAGAGAAGAGGGGGGUAGAAGAAAGAAACAAAACCGUCAUCAGUCCCAGAUAGUUUACAGAAAUUUAAGCAACACAGAAACUAUUCCUGGUUUUUAGGAAUCAAGGAGAAGUGAUAGUUGUAAAAAGGUAACAGGAAAAAAAAAAAAAAA
Mustela erminea (ermine) is the source of this 2511-nucleotide messenger RNA. It is a transcript of the gene HACD1, whose product is annotated as 3-hydroxyacyl-CoA dehydratase 1. The record is from RefSeq and is a predicted model, not a curated record. Gene Ontology annotation, cellular component: endoplasmic reticulum membrane. The transcript has 8 exons. The coding region runs from base 86 to 952 and encodes 288 amino acids. Gene Ontology annotation, biological process: sphingolipid biosynthetic process; very long-chain fatty acid biosynthetic process; fatty acid elongation. Gene Ontology annotation, molecular function: 3-hydroxyacyl-CoA dehydratase activity. NCBI's taxonomy places the organism in Eukaryota, Metazoa, Chordata, Mammalia, Carnivora, Mustelidae.